AUGGCGAUCUCCAAGAAUUUACCACUUUUAAAGAACCAUUUCAGAAAGCACUGGCAGGAACGUGUCAGAGUUCACUUCGACCAAGCCGGUAAGAAGGUCUCUAGAAGACACGCCAGAGCCUCCAAGGCUGCCAAGUCGGCUCCAAAGCCAAUUGACAACUUGAGACCAAUCGUCAGAGCCCCAACUGUUAGAUACAACAGAAAGGUCAGAGCCGGUAAGGGUUUCUCUUUGGCUGAGUUGAAGGCUGUUGGUUUGACCGCCAAGUACGCCAGAACCAUCGGUAUCUCUGUUGACCACCGUCGUCAGAACAAGUCUGUUGAAGGUCUUGAAUUGAACGUUGCCAGAUUGAACGAAUACAAGUCUAAGUUGAUCAUCUUCGACAACAAGGCCAAGUCUGCUGACAUCAAGGCCAACGCCCAGAUCGAUGUCAAGGCCUCUUUCCCAGUCAUCCAGCCAGCUUUCGAAACCGCUCCAAGAGCCGUUGUUGUCCCAGAGGGUUUGAAUGCCUACAGAACCUUGAGAGAAUCUAGAUCCGAGAAGAGAUACUUGGGUGCCCGUGAAAAGCGUGCUAGACUCAAGGCUGAGGCUGAAGCUGAAAAGUCCAAGAAAUAA
Molecule: messenger RNA, 612 nt
Organism: Babjeviella inositovora NRRL Y-12698
Lineage: Eukaryota; Fungi; Ascomycota; Pichiomycetes; Serinales
Gene: RPL13
Product: 60S ribosomal protein eL13
Exons: 1
Coding region: 1-612 (203 amino acids)
Biological process (GO): translation
Cellular component (GO): ribosome; cytosolic large ribosomal subunit
Molecular function (GO): RNA binding; structural constituent of ribosome
Source: RefSeq, a predicted model, not a curated record